Messenger RNA from Paramormyrops kingsleyae, 2343 nucleotides. RefSeq names its product transmembrane protein 79b (gene tmem79b). Gene Ontology annotation, biological process: regulated exocytosis. Gene Ontology annotation, cellular component: trans-Golgi network membrane; lysosomal membrane. NCBI's taxonomy places the organism in Eukaryota, Metazoa, Chordata, Actinopteri, Osteoglossiformes, Mormyridae. The record is from RefSeq and is a predicted model, not a curated record.
CACGCGACCUUCCCUUUAAUGCUUCACCUGGCCGCACCUGGAGCGCCGCCGGUCUGCUGGAGUUUCGCAAUAGAAACCCCGCAGUACGCGCUCUCGUGGUCAUUUUAGUAUUUCCUCCUUUACGAUGAAUACAGAGCUCGUGAGAAAUGUAAAGUUUGAUGUUGACAAAGGGCUCUGAAUCCGGACAUUGAGAGUACUUUAGCCUGACAUGUUGGGACACACAAUCAGGAACUAACCAAACUGCGUGACUGGGAGGAAGUCCAACUGCAGCGAAAAGGCACAGACGUUACAAAAUGACUGAAAUCCCGUCUGUGAGUGCGAAUCCAGAUGAACAAGUACCCCAGCCCAUCGGAGUCAUAGUGGAGCCCAAGGCUCAACUGAAGAACGGGCUGGAGGAAGAUGAGAAGAAGCAGGAGGCAUGGGACGAGGAGCAAUGCGUCUCCUCUGCCAGGUUUGAGCCCAGCACCCUGCCCUGCCGGGGGCCCAAAGAAAUGGCGGAUAAGGAACAAGAAGGAAGUGUACUCCUUGGUAAGGAAGGGAUGCUGGAAAAGAAAGCAACAGAGGAGGACAGGGGGAGCCUAGAUUCUGGGUCUAUACACGUAGGUCAGGAGAGCAGGACGGAGAGCGAGAGGGAGCUGGGCCUGAAGCAGAGGCUCCUGUCAGACGGCUGGCAUGAGAAAGAGAGGAAGCUGGGGAUGGACAGCCGGGAGAAGGGCGAUGGCGGCACGGGGGAGGGGGGCGACGCGGGCAGCCGGAGGAACAGCAUGCCCGAGAAGGCCGCUCAGGUGUUCGACCCCAACGUCACCAUCCUGCAGCUCUCCAAGCAACGGCACACCCUGGGAGACGACUGCCCCCUGCUGGCAGACGAAGGAGCGUAUCACGCCUGCCAUGGCUCCCAGGGGGCUCCGUCAGAUUGCUAUUACUAUGACAGAACGGACAAGCCGUACAUGUCCUACAACAGCCAUGUGCGCAGCACUAUGAAAGCCGCGGCGGCGAUGAUCAUGGCGGCUCUGAUCUUCCCGGUCCUCGUGUGGGGUGGUUAUGCCUUCUUGCCCUUUGAUGCCCCGCUGCUCAGUACUGCCCCUGAGAGGCUGGUCUACACGUUGCGCUGCUCGGUCUUUGCAAUCGUCCCUAUUGUCAUGGGUAUUCUGGUUCUGGGUGUGUCCCAACUACGGUUCUGUUAUGUGGAACCGAUGUAUGAAGGUCAUGUGGAGCCCAGGGCGGUGGCCGUCCAUCGGCACUACAUCCACGACUCCAUCUCCCUUUUCUUGCUCUACUUCCUGCAGUUGGCUGUCAUGGCAACUUACUUGAGUCAGAAGUGUCUGAAGCUGGUGCCUUUGCUGACCAUUAUGUUUUCUUUGGGCAGGCUGGUCUACUGGCUGUUGGCAGCUCUGGGCGGAAAUGGCGCCCGUGGCAUCGGGUUCGGCAUGUCCUUCCUGCCCGUGCUGGCCAUGCUGGGGGCGAACUUGUACUUCAUCUUCACGGUGGAGGCCGGGGGGAGCAUCUUCGCUGUGGAACCCCUGCCCGAAUCGGCCGAGGCCCCCCGCCAGCGUUUCUGGGGCUAAAGCACAGGAGCAUCGAGCCCCUGGAGAGAGAUGGGAGAAUUUAGCCACACGACUCUUCCGGUUUCCUGGGCUUUUGGCUCCACAGGGGUGAGAUGCGGCCCACUGGACAAUCGCAGAACCGGAAAGUGAAUACAGAAUACAAGAGUGAUGGUGGAUCUGGAACUAUUUUCUCCAUGUGGAAAUUGCUUAGUGCUGUACGAUUUGCAUUUGUAAAAUUACUGCAUCUGGGGGAAUCUGCUGCAUUAGGGCUGUUAUGUAUCACAUGUGUGACAGAAACUGGACACUCCUGGACUGUAAUUACACACCCUGAAGGAUAUUGCUUCCUCUCUCCUGUGGUUUCUGUUAAUUGAUAUUUAAGAUGAGAUGUUUUCAAAGAGAUGGGAAGUGUGGUCCUUUUUGGGGAAACCACUAAUUUCUAAUUUUAAGUGUAAGACUGUACAGUGACGUAUCCAGCCUGUCAUUCGGGUCUUCUGUUCUCGUGUGUCUUUCUUUUCCAUGAAAUUCAGCAAGUCUGAAUCUGUUAUAAAUAAACAAAUCUGUGGAUGGGGAAAAAUGCUUUAACCCAUUUCAUGCCACUGAAUGAUCAUCAAAACAGUGCAAUAAUCAAAGAAAUUGACAUGUAGCAACAAUUCUGCUAUAUUGAGCAUUUUUGUUAUUGCAUGAUUGCCGCCGCUGCCUUUGUUCUAUAUUCUGUAUUUUUGUUUACUUGAUCAUUUUUUUGCAUAUGUAAUGUUGCGCUUUAGUAUAUAUAAGAACUGAUUAAAAUGACUGAAAUAUU